CGUGGUGGAAACUGGAAUCCGUUACCCAGUACCACUUUUAGACCCGAUAAACUGAACCGAUUUCUGCCUAUAAUCGGAUUCUUGCCCGUCCUUUAAUCGGAUUACAUCAGCCCCCGCAGCCGCAGGCCCCGACAAAUCAUUCGUUCACGUUUGCAGCAGUCAGGCGUCAGCACCAGCUCGACUUGAUUCUCUCUUCUACUCCAUCUUUAAAGCCCUAACCCUACGUCACUCUCACUCAUUCGCAGUUCGCACACUGAAACCUCUUUCACAGCGUCUCAUCCAUCAAUGGUGAUCUGCAACUAUUCUCACUUCAAAUCCAUCUCCAUCACUCCUUCAACCAACCGUUGCAGAUACGAUACCUCCACCCCCCGCGUCCCAACUUUCAGAUGUAACAGUACCCUGAACUCAACUCAGCUGAGAGCCGAACCAGAACCGGUCUUCACCUCCGUCAAAUCAUUUGCACCCGCGACCAUCGCAAACCUCGGCCCUGGCUUUGAUUUCCUCGGGUGCGCCGUCGACGGACUCGGCGAUUUCGUCAACUUGCGCGUCGAUCCAGAUGUUUGCCCCGGCGAAAUCUCAAUCUCCGACAUCCAUGGCACCGGAACUAGCGUCAAGAAGCUCAGCAAGAACCCCCUCUGGAACUGCGCCGGAAUCGCCGCCAUCUCCGUAAUGAGAAGGCUCGGAAUCCGAUCCGUCGGUCUCUCACUCUCCCUCGAAAAAGGACUACCCCUAGGAAGUGGCCUGGGAUCGAGCGCCGCAAGUGCCGCCGCCGCCGCCGUAGCCGUUAACGAGAUUUUUGGCGGGAAACUGCCGGUGUCAGAGCUCGUCCUCGCUGGGCUUGACUCAGAGCAGAAGGUCUCCGGUUAUCACGCUGAUAACGUAGCACCGGCGAUUAUGGGAGGGUUUGUGCUGAUUCGCAGCUACGAACCACUGGACAUAAUCCGGUUGACAUUUCCGACGGAAAAGGAGCUAUAUUUCGUUCUGGUAAGCCCGGAAUUUGAAGCUCCGACGAAGAAGAUGCGAGCGGUGUUGCCAAAGGAGAUCCAAAUGUCGGAUCAUGUAUGGAAUUGCAGCAAAGCAGGGGCGCUGGUGGCGUCGGUGUUGCAGGGGGACUUGAGGGGACUGGGCUCGGCAUUGUCGUCGGACAAGAUUGUGGAGCCAAAGCGGGCGCCGCUAAUUCCUGGAAUGGAAGCGGUGAAGAGGGCAGCAAUGGAGGCUGGGGCGUUUGGAUGCACGAUUAGUGGGGCCGGGCCUACUGCGGUGGCGGUGGCGAACGAUGAAGAGAGGGGGAGGGAGAUUGGGCAUCGAAUGGUGGAUGCUUUCAUGAAUGACGGAAAUUUGAAGGCUUCUGCUGUGGUGAGCAAACUGGACCGAGUUGGUGCCAGGGUUAUCAGUAGCAGCUCCAGAUGAGAACAGAGGUUUGUUAAUCUCCUUCUUCGCUUGUAAGUUGUAAGAGGUGAGUGAAGGGAGGUGAAGAUUCUGUUUUGGAUUUUGGAUUCUGUGAAAACCAUAAACGCUAUACAAAGAGAAGUAAACCGAUUUGUUUCUGGAAUUUCUUUCAGUUGGUUAACUUCUUUCUUGUUGCUUAAAUGGAAUUUCUUGAGUUGGUUAAAACAUUAAAAAACCUGAGAUGGAAUUUGGCAGUUUCAAA
Molecule: messenger RNA, 1651 nt
Organism: Nelumbo nucifera (sacred lotus)
Lineage: Eukaryota; Viridiplantae; Streptophyta; Magnoliopsida; Proteales; Nelumbonaceae
Gene: HSK
Product: homoserine kinase
Biological process (GO): L-threonine metabolic process
Molecular function (GO): ATP binding; homoserine kinase activity
Source: RefSeq, a predicted model, not a curated record